GAGGCAAGCCCGUCCCCCCCGAACCUAGCCCCCCCAGUGCCCCGCCCCACUAAGCCCCAAGCCGUCAGCACCGUUGCAAACCUUCGGUCCCCGGGCGGAGGUGCUGCAAGUCAGCGCUGACGAAUCGCGAAAAGAAUUCGGGCACUAGUAUGCAGUGCACAAGAGAAUGUUGUAUAUUUCGAGAAGAAGAAUUUCAAGAAAAGCUUACUGCUUAUUACGUUCAAGAAGUGCUCUGUCUUCACGGGAGCCGAGCAGCGAUGCCCUUCCCAUGGGCGGCGUCCUGGUGUGUUAAACCAACCUGAUAGGACGUCACCCAGUGAGGAGAAGGCAAGGCGUUUUCCGGGAGCAUGCUCGGCUUUAUGAUUGUCAUCUCUAUUCACGUUUUUCGUCUCAUACUCAUUCUCGUGCAUCGAGUCUCAUCGAUAUUCUGAGACUAAGUCUGGGCCUUUUCGUCCGCCAAACAGUAGAGCUACUUAGUGAUCAUUUUAUGUUAAAUCAAUCUUCAUACGAGGAACAAUGAUGACGAUCCUCAGGAGCCUCACGAAGACGAACCCGAUCUCAGUCUCAUUUUGAUGUAGCUGUACUUGUACUCUUGUUGUGCAGCCAACGAGAACACAAAGACACAACUUCUACGUGUUGAUUACAGACCUGAGCUAUGAAAGAACUGUUUGAAUUGCUCAAGAGCAAGAUCAGAAGGACCGGGCUCCAUUUCUCCUCAAGCGAGGAACUUUGAGUUUCUAAGAGUAAGAUCCAUGUCCUGUGCCACGCAUAUAAUAAUUCAUACUGAUUUUUUAUAUAUGCGCCUUUGACUUUUUAUUGCUCUCCUCGUGCAUUUUUCAGUGAUGCUGAUGUUCUUGGUUUGCAGCCAUCGGUCGUUCGCGCCCCACGGUGUAGCUACAUCUGAUAAGCAGGCAAGGUUCGUAGCAGGCUCAUCAAUUUUAUAGCUUGUUGAGCAUCAAACCCAAUUAUAGAUAUUGAGUCUUUAUCAAGUGAAGCUGUUUGAAGACUAUUCACAAUUCGCUAACAUUCAUUGUCGGGAAUUUCCUUGACCAACGCACUACAGUUUGUUUCUAAGUACUAUGGAACUUCUGUUACUGUAGGUGUAGCCCCACAGUAAUGUCAGUCCAUCAGUUUCAUCGCCAUCCUCAUCCUAGUGCACCUUCUCAUGCCGGUUUGUUGUUAUCGACAUGGACAAGAUCCGGAACGAUGCCCCGACGUGUCUACCACACCAAAACGGCCACGCCAUCGAGGAAUGCGAGCCCUUGCUGGAGGCAACACAGCUGCAGCUUCGAGCAUCAGCCUCCUCGAGACGAGAAGGCAGAGGCACAAACCAGCCGACUCUUGAUCAAACAGCACCAGUAUCCGCCGCCGGCCGCGAAUAUUACGGCGGCGCUCUUCCUCGGGCUAGGGGCACGAGCUCCAGCUCCUACGCGACGCGUCGGCCGCCAAAGUUCACUCUGCUUCGCCGUGGAACCACGGGCGGUAGAUCAAGUUGUGCUACGAAGAGCAGGGCCGCAGUACUAGAACACUACACUUACAAGCUGCCUGCCGGAAUAAACCGCGAGGAGCAGCCCGACCAUGAUGUAGCUCGGCGCGGCGAGCGGAGAGCUGCACCAGCUGUGCCUGAUUACAUCGGCUCCAUCGCACGUCGACCAUCCAGUACCAUCACACGUCCCGAGAGUGUUGUGGUUCCACUCAAGCAAGAUAAAUGUGAGUGGCGGAGGAACUACAUGGACCACAACCACAACGGAUUCGCCUUCGCUGGUGCUGGUGGACGAGAUAAAAAAUAUUGUGACGCGGCAGAUGAACAAGCUUGCAGCAAAAACAGCGGUUCGUCGCCGAGUUCAUGCCGGUCGUCUGCAGCUGAGCAGGAAUACGGCUUGAGCGGAUCCUCCUCGUGCAUAUCCAGUUCCUCCACGUCACCGCAUGGUGCGUCUACGAGCACGUCCUCUUCGACCGCAUCACCAAGAUUUCUGGUAUCCCGAACCGAUAAGGAGAAGAACGCAAGCGUCGACGCUGACGAGGGCCGCGGUAUCCACAGGAGCCUCCUGACGCAUCAUCCACGACGAGGGACAAAGGCUAGCGGGACCACUCCCACUUCGCCCGAGGACGAAGCUGCAAAGACGCAGCGUGGAAACAACUGCAGCCGAGAGCAGCAGUCAUCAAGCUGCAGCAGAUCGGCUUCAACGACUUCCAGUAGAAACAGCUGCAGAAAAAAAACAUCUCCGGCGCGGGCAAGGAGAAGAAAACGACGCACUGUUGGCACCAGAGGGAGGGCGAGGAGUAGUCUUUCCGGGGAACAAGCAGGAUCCAAGGUUUCGGCACGCGAAAAGUCGCACAAGAAUUUGAAGUCUUCUGCCACUGCAAGCGAGACGGAUGCUGGUGUGCUGGACCACGUUGACUAUUCGACGAGAAACUCGACCAACAAGUGCAUCGAGGUGAUAACGCUGAAACGGCCUCCCAAGAAGCGCGUGUUUUUGUUUUCCGCCCUCUUUGUUGUGCUAACCGUGAUUCUUGCGAUCGCUUUUCACAUCGAAUGGGCACCGCCAACGGUUGCGCCCCCGGCGAAUGGUGCCGGUGUGGUACUACUGGCACCUGCUGGCGCAACCGUUGCAUUGGGAAACCACGGAGAUAAGCUAUACAGCAGGGGGGCGAAAAGCGAGGGAGUGCCUCGACCCGCCACUGAACGUAGUACCAAGUUCAUUGCUGCCAACCCGAGAAGUGGUCGGAGAGCAGGCGGCAAGGAUGAAACAAACCGGACUGCGUCGCUUCAUCAUAGUACACCGCCAAAAAUUGGUGCACAAGCAGGUCGACGCAACGCUGGUCGCGAUCGUACCGGAGCCACGGGAACCCUCCGGUGGAGCAGCGCAGCCCGAGAAUUGGACGGGGUUGUGCGGCCCCGGGUCGGUCCUCUGGUGCAAGAGUUCCUACACGACGAUCCUCCCAGCCUAGAGCAAGCGGAACUAGACCGAAGGUGGCGCAUCGCGAGACAAGUUUUAGUGGACGCACCCGCGCGAGAGGAACAACGAUUUGCACAAGUCCUUGCCGCAGCGGCGCGUACGAAUGCGCAAAUUGGUAGACCGCGGGGAGCUGCAACAGCACAGGCAAGCCUGUCCGCAGGAGCAGUGCCACGUCCUGCACCGAGGGCAGGUCCGACUUGAGAUAGGUACUUCCGUUUCUGCGACGAGCUUGCAGCUCUACUCCGCGUCCGCGGCAAUUGCAAGGAGCACAAUGGACGUUGAGGAUCCGUGUCUUCGUGAGGACGAGGCCGCGGCCUGCUCCUAAUUUUCGAAACAUGGACUGCGAAAAAGUAGAAUGUGAUGAGUAGCUAGUAGUUCUUGUACUGUUUGAUUCAAAUACUUCUUUCCCACUCCACCAGGGAUGGAAUCACUAUACCGCUCACGAGUGACUCUCACCUCCCGUUUCUAGCUAAAAAUGCUGAUAAUGAUAUAUCAACAUUUGUGUAUAUACUCAAAAAUAGCUUCACUUAUCCUGCUUCAUGUGGGAAGAUUUUCACUGAUUGAAAUCAUUAUCCACAAAAAUCCACCUCGUGAAGUAAGUGAAGCAAAUUGGAGCCCACGACUCGACGCAUAUAAUAUACCCGAUAGAUGAAAACUACCCUUGCAUUGACGAAUUUGAAUUACAUACUCUUUUUCGUGCUAACAAGAUACCGACCACGACCUUCACGAAGAAAAAACAUUCGACAGCUUGCUCGGGCUAAAGUUAUUAUAGCUAAAUGUAAGAUGUUGUGGACAUCUUGACUAUCAAUGUAAUUGGACACCUUUUUUUGAACGCUCCUCCUG
Amoebophrya sp. A120 is the source of this 3803-nucleotide messenger RNA. NCBI's taxonomy places the organism in Eukaryota, Dinophyceae, Syndiniales, Amoebophryaceae. The record is from the annotation of a GenBank genome assembly.